Messenger RNA from Daldinia caldariorum, 2274 nucleotides. Its product is annotated as ankyrin. Gene Ontology annotation, molecular function: protein binding. The record is from RefSeq and is a predicted model, not a curated record. The transcript is spliced from 5 exons. The coding region runs from base 1 to 2274 and encodes 757 amino acids. NCBI's taxonomy places the organism in Eukaryota, Fungi, Ascomycota, Sordariomycetes, Xylariales, Hypoxylaceae.
AUGGAUGUUGUUUCGGCAGUCGCAAGCUUUAUUGCCAUCGGGCAAGCGCUUGCGGCAACGCCAAAGAUUAUUGACGCAUUGCAAUCUCUAUUUGGGGCAAGGCGGGAGAUAGUUCAGCUAUUGAACGAUGUGGAAGUUCUAAAAGCCUUUGGAGAUAUCCUACGUGAUACAAUCCAGUGCUUGCCGGAAGCCGAUGCAGAUGCGAGAUUAUCAGUACCAAAAGCGACCUACCCUUUGGUAAAAAGGAUCGAGAAAGACAUGAGCUUAGUUGUGUCGCAACUCGGGGAUCUUUGCCGCGCGUGUCAGCAAGAGGGAAAGAAACAAGAUCACAUCAAAGUUGCUAGGGUGAAAUGGCUCUGGUACCAAAGAAAGAUCGCAUCACUGAGUAGAAAGGUGAAAGAGAAUCGCGAGUGCUUACAACUGAUUCUCAGUUGUACUUCCCUCUAUGCCUCGACGUCACACGGGAAGAUGCUCUUAGAUAUACACGCAAUAGUAACGACCCAGCCGCAGCAAACACCUUUCGCCCUACCGCCUUCACAAUUCGCCACCCAGGAGUCUCAUGAUAGCGAAAGUAUAAAGUGCGCUAUUGCUGAUGACGAUACAUCCGAGUCGAUAGAGAAUACGAGGAAACAAUCCAGAAUCUUGAACCGUCAGUACAGAUUACCGCAGCGUUUCGAAGAGUAUGUCCUAAAGACUGCGCAUGCCAAUGCCACUCGUCUACUUCCCGAAUCCGAUCACGGCCUACCGACUGGGUCAUUUAUGGGUGGCUACAAUCUGUUUAUAACAGCGCUCCGCACCUCGGUGGGCAAAGUUGCGAUGCGGCUACCUGCCAACGGCGUCGCUCACCUAGUCGCUUCAGCUUCCGCAUUCCCCUCCUCUUCUGCUCUCGGACGCUCGAAGCGACAUUGUCCUUUAGCGGUAUUACUGGCGCUGGUGCUUCCCUUCACUUGCAUGUGCCACGCGAAAUCUCGUACAGCGGAAUGCUCUAUCACCAUUGUCACCAAAAUAAUGCAAGCAGCGGCACUGGCCAGGGGUAUUCUUAUCGAUGAUAAAAAUAAAAUCUAUAGAAACGAUAGAGGGAAAGCUAUCCUACGGGAUGUCAUCGCACUUGAUGACGAAAAUACGGAUGGUUUCUGGCCAGUUCACGAGGCAAUACGAACCGGCGGUGAUCUGAUCGCGGCUCUAAAGGAAUCACCAGAUGAUAUCGACGUACUGGAUGAUACUGGAAAUACCCCUCUCCAUUUGGCCGUGACAUACCACAACAAUGAAGCGAUGCAAUUUUUAAUAUCCUGCGGGGCAAAAUUAUCUUGCUCUGAUAUACGUGGCGAUCCACCGUUAUUACGCGCAGCGCAGCUUGGAUAUCAUGAUCAAGUACAACUCCUGAUUGAUGCCGGGUGGUGCGAUAUCGAAUCUCGUGAUAGGUAUGGCAGAACGCCUCUCUUUUGUGCGGCAGAAUCCUCGCGACGAGGAUCUGGCAAGGUUGCACGUCUGCUAUUACAUUACGGUGCAUGCCCGUUUGAUCGUGACGUAAACGUACUACUGUACCUUACUUACUUUCCUCAUGCGGCUGACAUAGAGGAGAAGUUUCAACUAUUUUUCCAUGCCGGCGUGGACAUGGAGGAGAAGGACGGUUUUAACAACAAAUGUCUAAUGUUGGCAUUAAUGUGCAGAAAUGGACAUUUGCUUCGCUUGUUGAUUGAUGCUGGGUGUAGUUUUGAUGAAGGCCCGAGGUCCCCGCGGGUCUUGGAACAAGCUGCGUGUUGUGGCUGUGUAGAAACUAUUGAUAUUCUAGAACAAACUUCAUACACGGUAGACGUGCGUGGUCAACACGAAGAUAGAUGGACGCCGUUAGAGACAUUUGAAUGGAGGAUGAACUGCGAUCCGUCGAAAGACCCAGUUUUCCCUCUCUCAGACGAUGAUAUCGACGCAUUUUACAAUUUACUUCGAGGUGUCAGAGAUCGCUAUCUAACCGCCGAAAUUCAGACUUUAGAAAAAGUCAUCAUGCAUAUCGAGACCGAGGAAAUUACGGCUGCGCGCGAGACUCUGAAAUCCGUCAUACAAGAAAAGAUUGGAUGGAAUAUUCCCGCUGAGUACAGGACAUUCCGGGCUAUCGAUGUCCAGAUAAGGGAGGGGAUGAUGGAAGCUGCCAUUGAAUCUCUGGAGGAAUUCAUCGAAGUAUCGAAAGAGAGGAUCGGUUCAGACCCCAGAGGCAAUGCCUAUUUCUACGAACCGACUUAUACAGAUGAGGGAAUAUUGAUCCAAGAUCAGGAUUAA